This is a messenger RNA of Hemisphaericaspora subhashii, 1593 nucleotides long. RefSeq names its product Phr1p (gene PHR1). Gene Ontology annotation, cellular component: cytoplasm; fungal-type cell wall. Bases 1 to 1593 code for a protein of 530 amino acids. Gene Ontology annotation, biological process: fungal-type cell wall (1->3)-beta-D-glucan biosynthetic process. Gene Ontology annotation, molecular function: 1,3-beta-glucanosyltransferase activity. The transcript has a single exon. The record is from RefSeq and is a predicted model, not a curated record. Lineage: Eukaryota; Fungi; Ascomycota; Pichiomycetes; Serinales; Debaryomycetaceae.
AUGAAAUUAUCUACUGUCGCAGCUAGUUUGAUCUCAUUAUCUGCACCAUUAGUCCAUGCUAAAUUUGCAACUACUCCAGAAAUUGAAAUUGUUGGAAACAAAUUCUACUACAGUAAUAAUGGUACCCAAUUCCUUAUGAGAGGUAUCGCCUACCAACAAAACGCAGCCAAUGCCACAAAUGGUCAACAAUACGUAGACCCAUUAGCUGAUGAAGAUGUAUGUAAAAGAGACGUUGAAUAUUUCAAAGAAUUAAAUACAAACACAUUAAGAGUUUAUGCGGUUGAUCCAACGAUAGAUCAUGAUCCAUGUAUGGAAAUUUUUGCCAAUGCUGGGAUUUAUAUCAUUGCUGAUUUAUCAGAACCAUUAUUAUCAGUCAAUAGAGAGGAUCCAAGUUGGACUUUAGAAUUAUAUCAAAGAUAUACUGAUGUUGUGGAUAUGUUUGCCCCAUAUUCUAAUGUUUUGGGAUUCUUUGCUGGUAAUGAAGUCACCAACGAUGCUACCAAUACUGAUGCUUCUCCAUUUGUCAAGGCUGCAGUUAGGGACACAAAAGCCUACAUUCUGGCUCAAGGAUACCGUGCUAUCCCUGUUGGUUAUUCUUCCAAUGAUGAUGAAGAAACUAGAGUUGCCAUUGCUGAUUAUUUUGCAUGUGGUGAUUUUGAUGAAAGAGCUGAUUUCUUUGGUAUUAAUAUGUAUGAAUGGUGUGGUAGGUCAACAUUCAGAGAAUCAGGUUACGCUGAUAGAACUGAAGAUUUCCGUAAUUUAACCAUUCCUAUCUUUUUCUCAGAAUAUGGAUGUAAUAUAAACCGUCCUAGAUUAUUCCAAGAAGUUGGAACCCUUUAUGGAGAUGACAUGACAGAUAUCUGGUCCGGUGGUAUUGUUUACAUGUUCCAUGAAGAAGAAAAUGACUAUGGCUUAGUUGAAAUUAAUGGCGACAGAGUGGUAACCAAUGGUGAUUACGAAAACUACAGUUCUGAAAUUAACAAGAUUUCUCCAAAUUUAGCUCACUCAUCAACUGCCUCAGAAGCAGCUACAAGAACAUUGGCUUGUCCUGCAAGUGAUGCCCCAACCUGGAGAGCCUCUAGUGAAUUACCGCCUACUCCAGAUCGUGAAUACUGUGACUGUGUUGCCGAACAAAUGGAAUGUGUGGUUAAUGACAAUGUCGAUGCCGAAGACUAUGGCGAAUUAUAUGGAACUAUAUGUGGGUUGAUUGACUGUUCAGACAUUUCAUCAAAUGGUACUACUGGAGAAUAUGGACAAUAUUCAUUCUGUUCACCUAAAGAAAAGUUAUCAUUUGUUUUAAAUCAAUACUACAGAUUAUAUGAUAGAGCUGAAGAUGCAUGUGAUUUCGGUGGAUCCGCAACUAUUAAUGAAAGUGCAAACACUGCUACUAGUUGUUCGGCAGGUAAUCCAUUCACAGCUGCUCCAAGAAGUAGAACUUCUUCUUCUAGUGAAACUGAUGACUCUAUUGAAACUGGUAAUAGAGAUAGUGCUGGUGUGGUUAAUGCAAAGAGACUCUCUACAUUUGAAUUAGUUGGAUUAACUGCUAUCAUCUCUGCUUUUGCAACUGGUGCAACUCUCAUUUUCUUUGAUUAG